CCGCCUCUCCCGCGCUCGAAACAUCGUAACUGCAUCGGCCUGUUUGUAUAGGGAUGUUUGUUCCUAGAUAGUGCGCCCUAAAAACCCUGACUCGACGGAUUGCUAUCAGUGUUGUGAGAUAACUCGAGUGCAUUGAACUUAGGUAUUAAAAAAAGUCGUGAAUGUGUCGGUUUGAUGGUCUUAGAUGAUGAAACAAGUGGUUUCGAUAAAAACGGAUGUGGUAGAGAUUUGUUUGAUUCUAUCAAAGUUACAACAUACACAACAAUUGACUGAACUCGUCGAUACGAGUAAUAACGUAAACUGUGACGAAGAUUAUGUGGAAAGUGAUUAAGCUCUGAACGUAAGAGAAUAUCCGCACUUGAGAUUAUUAAUCCGCAAAGUAAAACCGUGAUUUGGAUCUCGUCUGUCUGUUUGCUAUACUGUCCAGACCCGUAUGCAGACAUUAAAGAGAUAAAAUAGAAGAAAACCGCGUAUGGACGAGAGAUACGGUAGUGGUCCAACCAAAGCGUCUUCGUACGCUUUUUGGACACUUCAGAAUGCUAUUUACAAAAAUCUCAGUGGAAAAUAUUUGCAAAAGCCUGACUUAAACGAUAAAUCGGUAAACGCUAAGAGUGAAAAUGCUUUCCGUGAUAAGAACAAAGAAAGCAGUGAAGUUAUUAACGAAUCGAAUAGUGAGAGCAAUCGUAUUAUAGCGUCUGAAGCUGAUACGAAGAGUUAUAGUGACUUUGAAGAUAAUGAAGAUGUUAGAAAGAAUGUGUGGAGUGAUAUCGAUGACGAACUAUACAUAGCCAAUUUAAUAAAAUUAAGAACUACAAAUGAAGUAAACCGCGUUAAACGUGAUACUAGAUAUUCUAGUGUUAGUGAUUACAGCGACAAGGUUGUGAAUAGUGUUAAGUUAGAUAAGUACGAGAUGUGGGAUUUGGAGCCCACGGACAUUACGGAGUGUGAUUGUCUUGGACCACCUCCAGAGUUUCUGCUUCCACCACCUCCGCGACCACCAUUCCUGCAGGCAGACUACUAUUGUGGUGAUGACCCGAUUUCGGAUUUGGAAACUUGCGAUACGGAACCAAAGAUAGACGCAUACAAUCAUAGCGGUCCAUCGCUUCAAACGUCAGCGGUGAUCGCUCUCUGCUCAAUCGUGCUCAUCGUGGGUGUGCUUAUAGGCGCCAUACUUGUUUGGAAGCAUAAACGGAAAGUGACUAACCUGCUACCAUCGAAGUCUUCGGCUACCAACCAGAGCACAGGCUCGCAGAGGCGAGCACCACCACCAGCACCACUAUACGAGGACCUUCAAGAUCUGCCACGCCGACCACCAUUGCCACACAGGCCCGAAAUGGAACCACAACUUGAGAUGGUGGAAGCAAAGAGACCCAAUUGCCAAGAGCGGGUAUUCGUUUGCGGCACGGGUGGUUCAUGGAGAGGCGGCAAUUCUUGUGGUGGAGACACUUGUGGUGCACCUCUAUACGAAGAAUUGCCCCAUCGUUCAGACGACUCCAUUCACAGUGACGAUCAUUUCGCCGAGGACGAGCUUAGCCUCGUCGGCGAAGCGGUACCGUGUCGGACGUGUUCAAGACCACCCGCACCACAUUCUUUGCCUCAUAGACCAAGGCCACAAAGACUAGAUCGGCGGCCUAAGUCACUUGAAAGAAGACGGGCGCAGCAUAGAGUUCCUAGACAUAUGCAUCCUCCAGAUCCUUCAGAAUUCCACGAAGGAGUGCUUCUUGAUGCAUUGCUACGAUUAUAUCCUCAAGUCGGCACAGUUGGUGCUCGGCCACCUGGACCGAUGCCAAUGGGACCGGGAGGAGCCUGGCCCGGAGGUGAAUUACCUGGCAUCAAUUGCUGGAGAGGUCCACGAGCAUCUCCCAAGCCUCCUAGUGGAGAUUCCUCGUUUGGUUCCGAUUCAGGAUACAGCAAUAAUACUUGUGGAACAUGUGGUACAAGGGCUUCCUCUAGACAUCGCUUGUCAGCUGAAAUACCAUUGUCAUGAACGAGAAGAUUUUUCGGACUCAGUGAUGGGCGUGCCAUAAUGGUUCCAUUUUGAGUGAUACCUGUUUUUUAAUGUAAUUCCAAGCAUUUACUAGGUUUACUUCUUACGGCCUACUUUCACUGAUAUUCAGUAUGGUCCUCUGCCUUCUUCGAUAAUAGUGUUUGUGAGUGAAUUAUUAUGACUAUGGAACUUAGUGAUACCGAGUAGUGAUAAUAUUUCUACAGUCUGUACAAAAGAGUUUCUAAUUAGCUGAAAAUUUUCCAACGAGGAAUAACCAUAAUUUAAUUUUUUCAUAGCUUUUUGGAAUCAAUUUUUCAAUUUGAAUCAAUUGAGUAGGUAUUUUGUACGAUUAUGUGAACAUAGAUAAGUUGUAGAAGUUUCGUCAUAGUAAGUUAUAUCGAACUAGUCCUAAAUUAA
This is a messenger RNA of Vanessa atalanta (red admiral), 2404 nucleotides long. RefSeq lists its product as uncharacterized. The coding region runs from base 473 to 1987 and encodes 504 amino acids. The transcript is spliced from 8 exons. NCBI's taxonomy places the organism in Eukaryota, Metazoa, Arthropoda, Insecta, Lepidoptera, Nymphalidae. The record is from RefSeq and is a predicted model, not a curated record.